Molecule: messenger RNA, 3345 nt
Organism: Myripristis murdjan (pinecone soldierfish)
Lineage: Eukaryota; Metazoa; Chordata; Actinopteri; Holocentriformes; Holocentridae
Product: OTU domain-containing protein 7A-like
Exons: 11
Coding region: 147-3254 (1035 amino acids)
Biological process (GO): protein K11-linked deubiquitination; protein K63-linked deubiquitination; protein K48-linked deubiquitination
Cellular component (GO): nucleus; cytoplasm
Molecular function (GO): cysteine-type deubiquitinase activity; DNA binding; zinc ion binding
Source: RefSeq, a predicted model, not a curated record
UGGGACCACAGCAGGUCUGUCCCUGUGGUAAACUGGUCUGACUGGAUCUCUCUCUGGUCUCUGCCGACAGAUGCAAGCUUGAAGCCGCCACGCUGGCGUCGACUAAGGUGACGGCGGUGGCCUGGGCGGCCCCGCCCCUCGACCACAUGACCCUGGACAUGGACGCCGUGCUGUCGGACUUCGUUCGCUCCACCGGGGCCGAGCCGGGUCUGGCACGAGACCUGCUGGAAGGUCAGAACUGGGACCUGACCGCGGCUCUCAGUGACUAUGAGCAGCUCCGUCAGGUUCACACCAACCUGCCUCACGUCUUCAAUGAAGGCCGUUACUACCGGCAACCGCCGCUCAGCCCUCCGCCCCCUCCCCCGCCCGCCACCGCCGCCGCAGCCGCCAUCACCGCCACCGCCAUCACCGCCAAUACCACCGCCAACACCACCGCCACCAAACCAGACCGGCCCCCCGCCAACAAACAGGAAGACAGCACACAAGAGAAGCGUCUGUCCCGGGGCAUCUCCCACGCCAGCUCGGCCAUCGUGUCGCUGGCUCGCUCCCACGUGGCGAGCGAGUGCAGCAGCAGCAGCAGCAGCGACCAGCUCCCCGUGGAGAUGCCCAUCUACACCUUCCAGCUGCCCGACCUCAGCGUCUACAGCGAGGACUUCAGGAGCUUCAUCGAGCGCGACCUGAUCGAGCAGUCCACCAUGCUGGCUCUGGAGCAGGCCGGUCGUCUGAACUGGUGGUCCACCAUGUGCUCCAGCUGUAAGAAGCUCCUCCCCCUCGCCACAACUGGAGACGGCAACUGUCUGCUGCACGCCGCCUCGCUGGGCAUGUGGGGUUUCCAUGACAGAGACCUGGUGCUGAGGAAGUCUCUGUACGGCAUGAUGAAGAGUGGGGCGGAGCGCGAGGCGCUGAAGAGGAGGUGGCGGUGGCAGCAGACCCAGCAGAACAAGGAGUCGGGGCUGGUGUACACAGAGGAGGAGUGGGAGAGAGAGUGGAACGAGCUGCUGAAGCUGGCGUCCAGCGAGCCGAGGACACACAGCAGCAAGACCAGCAGCACGGGCGGAGGGGUGGAUAACUCUGAGGACCCUGUGUACGAGAGUCUGGAGGAGUUCCACGUCUUCGUUCUGGCUCACGUUCUGAGGCGGCCCAUCGUGGUUGUGGCCGACACCAUGCUGAGAGACUCAGGGGGCGAGGCCUUUGCUCCCAUCCCGUUCGGAGGCCUGUACCUCCCCCUGGAGGUUCCUCCCAGCCGCUGUCACUGCUCCCCUCUGGUUCUGGCGUAUGACCAGGCUCACUUCUCCGCCCUCGUCUCCAUGGAGCAGAAGGACCAGAGCAGAGAGCAAGCUGUCAUCCCGCUCACAGACUCUGAACACCGGCUGCUGUCACUGCAUUUCGCCACCGAUCCUGGAAAAGACUGGGACUGGAGCCGAGACGACAACGACAACGGCAAGCUGGCCGGCUUAAUCCUGUCUCUGGAAGCCAAGCUCAACCUCCUGCACAGCUACAUGAAUGUAACGUGGAUCCGCAUACCCUCAGAAACAAGGGCUCCUCUGGCCAUGCCGGAGUCUCCGACAGCCUCGGCAGGAGAGGACGUCCAGUCUCUGGCCGACUCCAUGGACUCUGACCGCGAAUCCGUCUGCAGCAACUCCAAUGUCAACAACGGCAAGACUGCGGCCUCCGCCGCCGCCGCCGCCUCCUCCUGCAAGGACAAAACCCAGGAGAAGGAGAAAGCGGAGAGGCAGCAGCAGCGGAAAGACAAAGACAAGACGAGGACGGACUCUGUGGCCAACAAGCUGGGCAGCUUCAGCAAGACGCUCGGCAUCAAGCUGAAGAAGAACAUGGGCGGCCUGGGGGGGCUCGUGCACGGGAAGAUCAACCGCUCCAACUCGGGCGGGAACGGGCGGAGCGUGGAGAACGGAGAGAACAAGACCAAGAGCAAGAAGGAGGGCAAGUCACGAAAAGACGGAGCCGGAGGAGGGAAGGAGGAGUCGGGCCAGUCGGCGAGCACCUCCUCCUCCUCCGAGAAAACCACCAGCCCCUCGCCCACGGAGAGGCUGCCAGCCAUGCCGUCUCCCCUGCUGGAGCGGGACCGCGGCAGCCUGCUGGCCCGGCUGGUGGGCGACAAGGCGCUGAGCGAGCACUGGAAGUACAGCACCGACGUCAAGCUGAGCCUCAACAUCCUGAGAGCCGCCAUGCAGGGCGAGCGCAAGUUCAUCUUCGCCGGGCUGCUGCUGACGAGCCACCGCCACCAGUUCCACGAGGAGAUGAUCAGCUUCUACCUGAGCAACGCCCAGGAGCGCUUCAGCCAAGAGCAGGAGCAGAAGAGGAAGGAGGCGGAGAAGAAGCCAACACAAGCGGCGGCGGCGGCUACGACCGCAAACGGUCCAGCAACUACAAUGACGGUGUCGUCGGCAAAGAAGUCCGACCCAGAGAGCGCUUCAGGCAGGGAGAGGGAGAGAGAGCGAGAGAGGGAGAGAGAGCGAGAGAGGUUGACGGACAGGGCGGCCACUCCCACCCCUCCCCCCGUCGCCCCGCCUCCUGUCUCCUCCCUGCUGCCAGAAGGCUCCUCACCUGCCAAGCAGCACCACCAAAGCCAUACCGCCCCGCCACACCUGGCGCUGAAGAUGCAGGGCCGCCACAGCCCGUCUCCUCACAGCUCCCCCUGCAGCAGGAGGACCCUCCUUGGCUCCGCCCAGCCCUCGGCGCCCAUACCGGUGUCGGCCCACUACAGCCACACCCCCCCCGUCCAGCGCUCCAGCGUCAUCCACCUGCGGGAGGUCAGCGUAGGCUCGCCGCCGGCCUCCCUCCACGAGGAGCCCUACCGGCCCGUGGUGGGCACGCUGAAGACCUGUGCCACCUACCCGCAGCAGAACCGCUCGCUGUCCUCGCAGAGCUACUCCCCCGCCCGCAUGUCCGGCGUCCGCACCGCCGGGAGCAGCGCCGCCGCCGAGCCAUACAGCAUGCCGGGAGAACACAAGUCCCACACCUACACCAACGGCUUCAACGCCAGCGACAUCCGAGACUGCCUGGAGUUUGCCGAUGCCGACUCGCCUCCCACCUGGGGCGGUGGCAUCAGCGGCGGCGCGGCAGCAGACAAAACCAAAGGGAGGGGGGGGAUGCACUGCCUCCAGCAGCGGAGGUGCAGGAGGGAAAACUGCUCCUUCUAUGGCCGACCCGAGACGGAGAACUACUGCUCCUACUGCUACAAGGAGGAGCUGAAACGCAGGGAGAGGGAGGGCAAGCUGCACAGGCCGGCGUAGCGCCCGGCCCGGGCCGCUCUGCCCUCCUGACAGGAAGACAAACAGGACGACCGAGUAGCAAACAGGAAGUGCACGUGGUGCGGGGACAGGA